Peronospora farinosa is the source of this 930-nucleotide messenger RNA. The record is from the annotation of a GenBank genome assembly. NCBI's taxonomy places the organism in Eukaryota, Oomycota, Peronosporomycetes, Peronosporales, Peronosporaceae.
AUGCACAACGAUGGAAGUUCGGCGUCCGAGAGUCAACUCCCGACUCUUCUGGGUAGUGCUACAGCUGGAAUGAUUAGUCGUGUCUUGUGCCAUCCACUGGACACUGUCAAAGCUCGAUUACAAGCCAAUACAUCUAGGGAUCACACUAUUACGUCUCAAUUGAAUUUUCGAGCAUUGAGUAUACGACAGGUGCAGGGACUAUAUCGAGGCAUUGGGGUGAGUAUCGUCGGCUCAGCACCAGCGACUUGUUUAUACAUGACGUCAUACGAGAUGUCAAAGGACGUGCUAAUGAAAGUCGAGAGUUUUCGAGAAAACCCAUCACUGCUUUAUUUAGGGGCAGGACUUGCAGCGGAAGCAGUGAGUUGUGGACUUUGGGUGCCCAUUGACGUGAUUAAGGAACGCAUGCAAGUUCAAGGGCAGUCGAAAGAUGCAGUGAAGACUGUGCAGAAAAUCUACUAUCGCAACACCCUCGACGCUGUGCAGACAAUUGCACGCACUGAGCAUCUCGGUAGUCUGUACAAGGGCUAUUUUGCAACGCUACUAUCUUUCGGGCCGUUCUCGGCGCUCUACUUUAUGUUUUAUGAAAAGGCCAAGACGUUUGCAACGAAGCGACUUGAUUUAGAAGACUUGCCAGCACAUUAUACACUCGCAAGUGCUGCAGUUGCUGGUGCUACGGCAUCAUUUCUCACCAAUCCAUUGGACCUCAUUAAACUACGACUUCAGGUCCAACAUGCAUACGCAACGGAAGCAAGCCCUGCAGUCUAUCGUGGAAUCAUCGACGGCCUCACACAACUGAUCAGGACGGAGGGCGUGUUGGCACUAUACAAAGGAGCUGGAGCGCGCGUUGCAUUUCAUGCUCCAUCCACGGCUAUCACGAUGUCUCUUUUCGAAAGAUGCCGACAGGUCUUUGCUUCUCUCAUUGAUGUGUAA